GGUGAACAUCCGUCCCUCUGAUGGCUGGCAUGGGGAUGUCUGAAAAAAGAAGUAACCACAUUUAACAAAACAAUGAGUGACAAUAUUGAGACACAAACUGUGACAAAGACAGGGCUCUGGUUUGAGCGAACCCGUGACCGAGCGGUGGGAGGCGGCAUGAAGGAAACGUUAGUGCGCUUGCGCUAUGGGCUGCACCAUGCAGCAGCAGCAGCAGCAGCAGCAGCAGCAGCAGCAGCAGCAGCAGCAGCAGCAGCAGCAGCAGCAGCAGCAGCAGCAGCAGCAGCAGCAGCAGCAGCAGCUUCAUGCGCCACUGAACAACUUUCAUAGGAAAAGACGGGGCCCCUUCACUGAUCAUUCUAGCAAAGCAAAUCAAUAUCUUACCAUCAACUUGAUUUUAUUACUUGCAAAAUAACAUAUUCAUAAAUCAAUCACAUAUUCAUAAAUCUAAG
This is a messenger RNA of Lampris incognitus (smalleye Pacific opah), 449 nucleotides long. RefSeq names its product putative GATA zinc finger domain-containing protein 25. The coding region runs from base 185 to 412 and encodes 75 amino acids. Lineage: Eukaryota; Metazoa; Chordata; Actinopteri; Lampriformes; Lampridae. The transcript has 2 exons. The record is from RefSeq and is a predicted model, not a curated record.